Talaromyces atroroseus is the source of this 1482-nucleotide messenger RNA. RefSeq lists its product as hypothetical. Gene Ontology annotation, molecular function: phosphatidylcholine binding; choline-phosphate cytidylyltransferase activity. The transcript is spliced from 4 exons. The record is from RefSeq and is a predicted model, not a curated record. Lineage: Eukaryota; Fungi; Ascomycota; Eurotiomycetes; Eurotiales; Trichocomaceae. Gene Ontology annotation, cellular component: nuclear envelope. Bases 1 to 1482 code for a protein of 493 amino acids. Gene Ontology annotation, biological process: CDP-choline pathway.
AUGUCUUCGCCGUCCUCCUCGUCCGCCGGAAAGCGCAAGCGCAGUGCCUCCACCGUCCACAAUAGUAAUAAUGCUCUCAAGCCGCCGCCGACCGCCGCCGAGCUCCUCCAGCCAUCCUCUCGCGACGCAUCGGGAGAAGAAGGCGACGAUUCCGCACCAGGCCCUGGACAGGAGCCAUCGCUAUCCAGACACAAGAAACCGGCUUUUUCAGACCAUACCCAUUUGUCAAAACGCGCGAGAACUCAAGCAGCUCAAUUAUCGAGCAAUGGCACAACAGGACUAAAUAACGAAGAUCCCGGCGAACCGUCCGAAACGACCGAGGCCAGCGCUGAUAUCGAGGCGAGCUCCAAGCGUAAUGCUAGCGGUCCGCAGGCGAGAUCGUUGUCGGUGACGACUGCUGGUGCUGCUGCGAAUGGGGACAGCAACAACAACAACAACAAUAAUAAUACUAAUAAUAAUACCGGCGACUUUCUGCAACCGCUCCGUGCAGGACUGCAGGAUCCCGUUGGGUAUCACACCAACCCGCCUCCUACCGGUCGGGCGGUGCGAGUGUAUGCCGAUGGCGUGUUUGAUCUUUUCCAUCUGGGCCACAUGCGGCAGCUUGAACAAGCCAAAAAGGCCUUCCCAGAAGUCUACCUCAUUGUCGGCGUGACGGGCGACGAAGAAACGCACAAGCGAAAGGGCCUAACUGUGCUGUCGGGUGCGGAGCGUGCAGAGACUCUGCGACACUGCAAAUGGAUCGACGAGGUUAUCCCCAAUUGUCCGUGGAUCGUGACGCCGGAGUUUCUGGAGAGGCAUCGCAUUGACUAUGUGGCGCACGAUGAUCUGCCGUAUCAGGCGGACGAGGGCGAUGAUAUCUACGCUCCGAUUAAGGAGCAGGGCAAGUUUUUGGUGACGCAACGGACGGAGGGUGUUAGUACUACGGGCAUUAUUACGAAGAUUGUCCGUGACUACGAUAAAUACAUAGCCCGCCAAUUCAAGCGCGGCGCAUCCCGACAAGAACUCAACGUAUCCUGGCUGAAAAAGAACGAACUCGAGAUCAAGCGUCACGUUGGCGAACUCCGCGAAAGCAUCCGGAACAACUGGAACAUGACAGGCCAAGAACUAAGCAAGGAAUUCCGCCAAUUCUGGGGCACCAGUCGAAAUAGCAGUCCUACACGCGGCGGUAGCGGCAGCAUUCGAAAUGGUGCCGAAAUGCAUAGUCCGCGAUCGAGCUUCACCUUUUCCAAAGCCCAUUUGUCACGUAUAGACAGUCCCAGUCGGCCCGAUAGUCCGGGGCCGGCGGGCCGAAAUGAGGAUUUUGCGACUGGUUAUAGUCUGGGGUUGAUUGGUGGAGUGAGGUCAUGGAUGUCCCGCACACGAACCCCAUACCUAAGCGGCCCUACAUCCCCCGUUGCAAGCGACGACGACAGGGACGCAGCAUCAUUUCUAGAAAGUGGUGAUGAGCGACGACGACCGAGUCUUUUGCGAGGAGAUUCAUAA